Molecule: messenger RNA, 2653 nt
Organism: Scaptodrosophila lebanonensis
Lineage: Eukaryota; Metazoa; Arthropoda; Insecta; Diptera; Drosophilidae
Product: progestin and adipoQ receptor family member 4
Exons: 7
Coding region: 42-1262 (406 amino acids)
Cellular component (GO): membrane
Molecular function (GO): signaling receptor activity
Source: RefSeq, a predicted model, not a curated record
CUCCGCUUAACGGUCUGAUCGGUCGGAAAUCCGCCACCAGUAUGGACCAGGAUGUAAAGACUGCGACUAGCCUGUGCUUGGCGGCGGCAGCGAUGGGCGAAUCGGCCGAGUAUUUCGGACUAUACAUGGCCCAGUCACACGGAUAUGCCUUCGAGCCGCAGCAGCAGCAGCAGCUUCACUCGCAACCAUUGCAACAACAGCAACAUCCCAAGCCGGAGGUGGCCACGCCGUUAACGCCGUUAACGCCGACAACGUCAACGUCUUCCACGAACGCUUCCACAACGCCAACAUCUGCCUUGCUUACAUCGACAACAACGACCACGAGCACCGGCGGCACGCCAAGCUCUGCUCCCGCCACACCCACAACUGCAUCAAGCAACGCUUCCAGUGGCUCCAGUGCCGGACUGACGCCAGCCCAGCUGCUGCAGUGGCAGGACAUGCCUCAAUAUCUGCAGUUCAAUCCCUAUGUGCUCAGGGGAUACCGUCCGCUGCAGACCUUCAAGGGCUGCCUGCUCAGUCUCUUCUAUUGGCACAACGAGACCAUCAACAUUCUGACGCACGCUAUACCUAUCGUCUAUAUAUUGGCCAUAGUGCCGGGACUUAUGCCGUGGGACCGAGGCUAUAGAUUUCUAUCGUUCUGCCACGUCUUCGGCUCCGUUGCGCCCUGGUGCGGCAGCUUCGUCUAUCAUCUGUUCAUGAACAUCGAGAAGGGCGAGAAUGUCUAUUAUAGACUGCUCAAGCUGGACAUGGUUGGCAUCUGGGUGAGCCAGAGUUUCGGUGCUCUUCCACUUGUUACGGCUACGACGCUAUGCUUUACGCCUAAGCUCAAGUGGUUCAUCAUUGUCUCGUACUGUCUGCUCUCGCUGUGGGGCCUAUACAAGGCCCUGACAGCAAGCUCGCCUUGGCAGCGCCGUCUGUGCUUCGCUUUGCCGUUCUCCAUGCGCUCUGUGCUGACCUUUCUGCGUAUCCAGGGCCUGGUGGGCGGUAGUCAUAUGGCGCUGUCUCACGUUUAUUUGCAGGUUCAAGUUGAUGGCGUUUCCAUUUUGGGAGGCGCUAUAGGAGCUAUGCGUAUACCCGAAAAAUGGUUUCCCGGUCUAGUUGAUUUCUAUCUGAAUUCCCAUAAUAUAAUGCAUGUGCUGGUGGUGGUGGCUGUCUACUCCAUGCAUAAGGCCACCAUUAGGGAUUUCGAAUGGAUGUCCAUGCAGACGUGCAACUCGUAUAGUAACAACACGGAGGACACUCUGACCCAUGUGGAGCUAUGACCCGUUUACUUGCUGCUACUUUUAACUAACAAUUUCAAUAACCUAUGCUGAGUUGGCAGACACUCACGCGAAACGCAAGCGAAGAGCCGCGCCAAUUCGCAAGCUGACUAGGCACGGCCAUAACCAUAGCCAUAGCCAUAGCCAUGUAGAAAUAAAUAUGGACAAGGAGAACGUAGAAAGGAAAUUCGAAUAAAGUUAUUGCAAUAUAUACCGUGUAUAGAGCGAAUGCUGUAACAGUAACAAUAUAUAGAUAUGUGUAUAUAUAUACUAUAUAUUUACAUACAAUAUAUAUAGUACAUUCUUCGACUGUGGUAUUAAGUAUUAAGGUUAUUAAACAUAUUCAAACGAAACAAAACGAACAACAUACAAAAAUCUCUUGGUGCGUUUUCAAGAAAUGGUGGCGGCCGCCAUCCAAGGGGCGGCACUUCUAUACGUGAUUUCCAUACAAAAUACUCGAGUACUAUACUAAUACAUAUAUAAUAUUAUAUACUUAUAUAUAAUUUUAAAUUGUCAUGCUCUGAUGACGAUGAUGUUGAUACAUAUGUACCUCAUUAUGCUUACAACAAAAAUCUAAUUUUCAAAUAUAACUUUGUACCUCGUCGAAUACAAAACUAAAGAUGCAAAACAAUUAAAACUUACAAAAGUCGAACGUAAAGUUAAUCUUAAAUAUCUUCCUAGUUGAACGUUUUUAUUAAGCAAAUUGAGAUUAAGUUGUUAGCAAAUGUUUCAGGAGUAGUGUAAGCUGAAUACUUUAAACUGUGUGUGAAUAUUGUUGAAUCACAGAUUGUUGUUGAGGCAAGUAGCGUAUCUGCGUUUUACAUUAAGUGUUAAAGUUGGACAAAGUGUGAAAUGUUGCAAACAACUAACAACCGUACUAACAAAGGCGCUGCUAAAACCAGUUAUUAAAACUUCCUACCGUAGUUGCUAUACUAUAUUUAAUCUGAUAUUGUUUGUUUACAGGCAUACAUACAAAUAUGAAUUAAUCUUUUUAAGUCAAUUCAGUAAUUUGAUUAACGUAUUUAAUACUUUAACAGUUUAUUUAGAAUGCUUUUGCGAAAAGCGCCUAAUCGCUUUAAACAUGAGACAAUUAUUUCCAUUAUAAGCUUUAAUUAGUGCAUGGCAAGACAGAUCUAUAACUGCUGCUACUAAAGUUAAUUCCAUCAUACAUACACACACAUAUUUUAGUGAAGCAUGACGAGUACUAGGCUUUUAGUAGUUUAAAUAAUUUACACACGCCUAUGAAUAUGACGAAGCAAAUUCAACAAGGAACAAUUGCUAACAAAGCUAACGAAUUCAAUUGAACAAAAGCAAUAAAAUUGAACAAAAAUUAAAGCUUAGAAAGUAUUUGUAAGUAGCAAUUAUAGCUAAAUUAAAAUAAUAAUAUGAGUAUG